Lymnaea stagnalis (great pond snail) is the source of this 3224-nucleotide messenger RNA. The record is from the annotation of a GenBank genome assembly. Lineage: Eukaryota; Metazoa; Mollusca; Gastropoda; Lymnaeidae.
GCCAAAGAGUAAUUUAAGAGAAGCAGGGAAAACACAAUCACACGAACGUACACGUGACGAAAGGGGAAGAGAAUUAAGCGUUGACACAACUAUAGAACCGCAAGCACUAUUGAAGUCAUCAUCUCACGUGCAAGACGGUUCCAGCUUUCGCUUUCUGAAACACCCGACAAUCUUAGGAUCUCUUUAAAAAUGCUACAAAUGUGUUCUGAUCACAAGCUUAUCAUUGCUGUUUUGGUAAGUUAAUGAGUUAAUGUUUUUUUAAUAAUUGAUGGACUAAUAUUCUUAUUGCCCUGUCUGUUAAUUCAAUUUUAACAUACCUUGUUCUAAUAUUUAAUUUUUAUUUUAUUUUUUUAAUUGAAACACUAAACAGACAAUACCAGAAUAUAUUAUUUUAACUUAAAGCCGAUUCGUUGAAUUUUUGCUUUUCUUUUUUUCUUUUUUUUUAAAGUGACUAGUAAUUAAUCAAUUGUUUUGGUUGCUGUUAUGUUAGGUCGUGAUUUUGGUGAAGGAAGUGGCGCCAGCUACCAUGGAUGAACUCAUUGCUGGAGCGGCGGAGUCGAAGGAAGGCUUCGACCUGGCUGAUAUAGACGCAAAGACCGUAUGGCAAGAGUUGGACAUGGUGCUGACGCUAGAGCAGUACAGAGCCUUACAGGUGGGUUAGAUUAUAGGACUGGUUAUUUUUAUAACACUGGUUACAUUGUAACACUGAUAAUGUUAUAAUAACGGUUAUAUUAUACCACUGGUAAUAUUGAAGCACUGGUAAUAUUUUGACACUGGUAAUACUAUAACACUGUUUAAAUUUUAACACUGUUUAUUUUAUAACACUGGUUAUUUUAUAACACUGGUUAUUUUAUAACACUGGUUAUUUUAUAAUACUGGUUAUUUUAUAACACUGGUUACGUGAUGAAAUUUUGACAUGAAAUUAAGAAGUCAGUGAUAAUGAAGAAAUUAGAUUGUGAAUAUGGACGAUUUGUAAACAAGAUUUUCAUUAUGAAACAUGUCUGACACCUAGAUGGAUUUAAUUGAAUCAUUUUGAUUUGGCAGAAUUGAAAUGUUCCCCCCCCCCCUAAAAUAUUUAGGCUUUACACCAUUCUAAGGCUGGUAGACUUCGAUUAGAACUGCUUUACGUAUGUGUAUAAAAUCUUAUUUUAUAUCUCCCAGGACCUAAAACAAGGCGCAGCUUCUGAUUCGUCAAGACAUAAGCGUAAAGCCUUGUUGGCCGAGUCGUAUCGCUGGACAAACAAAGUGAUCCCAUACAAGAUAGUCCCUAAUGUUUUCAAUCCCAACGACAUGAGAGAAAUAAGACGAGCGAUUGACGAAUGGCAGAAUUAUACAUGUAUUAAUUUCAAAGAGGCCACACGCAGCGAUAGAAACUUCGUCAGUAUUGACAACGGAAAUGGGUGCUACUCUAACGUAGGUAUGAUCGGGGGUCCUCAAACCCUGGGCCUCGCUGGGGGCUGUCGUUUCAAAGGAAUCAUUGUCCACGAGCUGGGGCAUGCUGUCGGGUUUCACCACGAGCAGAACCGCCCUGACCGCGAUGAUCACGUGACCAUCAUCAGGCAAAACAUCCCGAAUAAUUUGUUCUACAACUUCCAAAAAUAUCCCUGGACGGCAGUCACCACUUUAGAAGUCCCGUACGACUACAAGAGCGUCAUGCAUUACGGGGGCACCGCUUUCACUAUCAAUGGUCAGGCUACCAUUAAAACAAAUGACCCUGCUUACCAAAACGUGAUCGGAAACAGAGUGGGCCUUAGCUUUUUUGACAUCAAACUGGCCAAUCUCAUGUAUAAAUGUAACUCGGGCUGUCCAGUCAACAAGGUGUGCCCCAGCCCUGGGUUCGUCGGGAAAGAUUGCAACUGCUGGUGCCCGGGCUCCCCCGUCAAACUUUGCGGUAAUGACGUCAUGGUUCCCGCCACCACGAUCACCCCGUCCACCGUCAGAACGACCCCCAGAUCCACCUGCGCCGACCUGAAUAGGUCCUGCCCUGCUUGGGCGAAGGCGGGCUACUGUCUGCAGAACACGUACGUGAAGACCUACUGCAAGAAGUCUUGCGGGACGUGCGGGUCGGCGCCCUCGGGCACCGUGACGAAGUGCGCGGACUUGAACACGCGAUGCGUGGAGUGGAGAAACGAAGGCUACUGCAAGGGUCCCUAUGAGGUGUUCAUGAACACGAACUGCGCCAAGGCAUGCAGGACGUGCGCCAAGUCUCAUCGCGACAACACCGGCUCUACGUCACUGCAGGUAGAAACCGGGGGGGAAGGAAACGGGGUGCUGGGGCUGUGCGGCAGUGUUGUGAUUGUUAUGUUGACCACAAUUAUCACAGUGUUGUGAAUCUGAUGAAAGUGGUUUGAUUGAUUGGCGUCAAACAAAACCAAAAAAAAAAAAGAAGAAAAAAAGAAGAAUAAAUAUUGCAAUUUAUAAAAAAAAUUAUAUUAAUGCUCUCAAUGAAGAUUUUUUUUUUUUUUUAAUGUGACAAAAUUAUUGUUAAAUUAAGCAGUAUUUUGUAAAAUGUAUAGAAAUAUUGUGUAAGAAUAGCAACUAAGUAUGCGUUGCUUAUAGAAAUCAUGUGUAAGAAUAGCAACUAAUUAUGUGAUGUCUGGAAAUAAUGUCUACAAAUAGCAACUAAUUAUGUGAUGUCUGGAAAUAAUGUGUACAAAUAGCAACUAAUUAUGUGAUUCUAUUGAAAUAAUGGGGACGAAUAGAAACUAAUUGUGUGAUGUUCUUGAAAUAAUGUGUACAAAUAGCAACUAAUUAUGUGAUGUAUAUAGAAAAAAUGGGUACUAAUUGCAACUAAAUAUGUGAUGUUUAUUGAGCUAAUAUCACUGAGUUGAAGAAAACCAUAUAUAUAUUUUUUUUUUUAAAUGGCUGUUUGUGUUUUGAUAAGUUCAAAUCAUAUAUGUUAAGAAAAUGGAUGACUGGGUGUGAAAGGGGAGAGAACAAGACUAAUUCACCUUUUAGAUAUUUUUGAGUGAACUGUUUAAGACUGUAAGAGUUGGGUGUCCUUCUGUUUGAUGUAGUUAUUUACUCAUGGCUUGGUAAAUUGUGAAGAUUUAAAUAGAUUAAUGAAAAAUGGUCAUGUGAUUUUUUUUGCAACAAUGACAAUGUUUAUUUAUUUUUUAUUUUUUUUAUUGUAUAUAAAAUAUGUGGAUAGAUAUUAUAAAUUGAAUGAUAACCAAAAACUAAAUUUGUAGAAAUAAAUGGAAUAAAUAUUAUUUUGCCUACAA